GGGCGGUCUCGCUGCGUGGCACCGCCCCUCGGCAGCGCCCGGCUCCGCUCGGGGAGGGCGGGGGGCUCGCUCUGCUCUCGGUGCGUCACUGCCCGCGGCAGGUGCGGGGCGAGGCGGCGGCGCCGCAGGACAGAUUCUGCAUCCCAAAUGAACUACGAAAAUCCUCCACCUUACCCUGGCCCGGGCCCGUCAGCCCCUUACCCACCCUAUGCCCCACAGCCAGGUGGCCCUCCUGGCCCCUACCCCGGCUAUCCACCCGGACCCACAGGGCCGUACCCGCCAGGCCAGCCAGGCUAUCAAGGUUAUCCGCAGUACGGAUGGCAAAAUGCACCUCCGCCUCCAGGACCAGUGUAUGCAGAUGGGCCUAAAAACACAGUGUACGUCGUGGAAGAGAGGCGGAGGGAUGACUCGGGCGAGAGUGCCUGCCUGACGGCAUGCUGGACCGCACUCUGCUGCUGCUGCCUCUGGGACAUGCUGACCUGAGCCACCAGAGCUGCCGUACCUCUCACGAGUGCUAUGCAGUCCCCCCACUCCUUUCCUGACUCCUUUCUGUUACUGUAAUCAACGCUCUGCUUUGCACAGCCAAGAGUUCCUGUCUGUCAGUCCUAGCGCCUUGUUGGGGUGGGGGGGGGUGCACUCCUUUAUUUUAGUAAAGGAAAAUCCCUUUUUAACAUUUCUAAAACUUUUGUUGUAACUUUGAAGAAUGUGCUCGUGGUGUAUUUCAGCCAAAGGCAUUUUGAUGAAAUGUGUAUUUAUCGGUUGAAAUUUUCCUAGUCCUAGAAAUGAAGAUAUACGCAAUAAUUAAAGCCAACAGUUGAUUUUA
Molecule: messenger RNA, 823 nt
Organism: Phasianus colchicus (ring-necked pheasant)
Lineage: Eukaryota; Metazoa; Chordata; Aves; Galliformes; Phasianidae
Gene: CYSTM1
Product: cysteine rich transmembrane module containing 1
Cellular component (GO): extracellular exosome
Source: RefSeq, a predicted model, not a curated record